CAUAGGAGCGAGUAUAAAUAGCUCUCGAAUCCUAGCUACUGCAUCAGUUCUACGGAAUAUUUCUUCGAGAGAGUUUCUAUUGAAUUUCGUUGUUGAUAAUGACUGGCCGCGGAAAGGGAGGAAAGGGUUUGGGAAAGGGAGGAGCGAAGCGUCACAGGAAAGUUCUUCGUGACAACAUCCAAGGAAUCACGAAACCGGCUAUUCGCCGUUUGGCUCGUCGAGGCGGUGUUAAACGUAUCUCUGGCCUGAUUUACGAAGAAACUCGUGGUGUUCUUAAAGUGUUUCUGGAAAAUGUCAUCCGUGAUGCAGUCACAUACACCGAACAUGCCAAGAGGAAAACUGUCACUGCCAUGGACGUGGUCUAUGCGCUGAAACGUCAAGGACGCACUCUCUAUGGCUUUGGUGGUUAAUCUGUUUCUUCGAGUCUCAGCUACUGUUCGUACACUACACAAGGGCCCUUUUCAGGGCCACAAACUUUUUCAAUAUGUAAAUGGAGCAAAUCGUUUUACCAUUGUAUGCACUAGUUAAUUUUUAUUCGUCACCUCUUUUACAAAUCAAAAUUUAGAUUAUAUUAUGGUUUCCGUUCGAACAAUAAUAUACCUAAUAUCUAUCUAUUAUUCUUGCGACAGUGUUUUUAAUAAGUUCCAUGUUUUAUAUGUUCUUGUUUUAAACACGAAGGUUUAGUCUUGGAUUUUGAUAGCCGUUAAAAUUCAUCUUCCUUUUUUACACUACUCAUUCAACUCAUUUAUAAUAUAUAUAUUGUGACGUUAAUUUUUCACGCCAGACGGAACGAUACCGUCACAAAUUACAAUCCUCAUUUCUUUUCCCCGAGAUCUAGGAAUUCGGAAUAUUAAAUGCUCAUGGGCGCCGGGCACACCUUUAUGCCACGAGACUGCAUAGGAAGAUUACGAGGGAUAGAAGGAAAUUAGCCAAGCCAGCUAGAUCGCAACGUGAUAGUAGAGGGGAGGGGGUCUUAUAGAUGGUACGCUGAAUAAAGAUUGAGAACUUCCAAUUAAACGGUAACAAAAUAACAAUGGGCCCUUUAUUUUGGGACUUAUAAGAAUUAACAAUAAUAACAAAAUGAAAUGGUAAUUUCGAUACCAAUAAUAUGUAAGCCACGCGAUACGGGAUUCCUUACGGGACGCGUGGAUAAAUAACAAAAUACGAUAUUACGUUAGCUACCGAGAAUUAAUCUGUUGCCGAUACUGAGUUACGCGUACGAAGGUCGACUCUAUCUACGCCCUGAGACGUAGUUGCUAAACACACGAUUCUGGCGAAUAACGGAACGGAUCGGUUCGAGUGGCGGAAUUAACAAGAAUAAUGAAACACAAAGAAUAUGGAACAUACGAAUCCACACAGAAUAAAUAAUAUACAAUAGUACUAUACGAAACUCUGGAGACAAGAAGAAAAAUAGUUACAGAUUCAUAAAAAUGAUAAUUACGUGUAGAGAAUAUCAAUAUCUUAUUUAAUACUGUAGGCUCUUCAACAAUAUGCCUUGCUACUUAUUUCUACGUCCUACGAGUCUAUCACGGGAAGCGUGAUAAACAGAUUCUCUACGAUUCUCCAGGGUCACCAAGAGUAAGGCGAUAGCCGACAUAUACUAUAGACAAUAAAUUAUAACAAGUAGGUAGUUCAAGCGGUAGGCACAGAAUCUUUUCCUACUGUAUGCUACGCGAUCUUCUCCUAGGCCGAAACCGGGAGGAAAAUAAUACAGAGAUACAAAUUCGCAAUUAAACAGUAGAUACACCGAUGGAAAAGAUUUCGUCCUCUCGACGACGAGACGCUUACCGUGAACGAUACAAUAUGUCUUCUACGAUACAACUAUUCAGGACGAAACCACCUGCCAAGACGGCAAAGUAAUAGAGAAUGAAUAUC
Messenger RNA from Cephus cinctus (wheat stem sawfly), 1875 nucleotides. Its product is annotated as histone H4. Gene Ontology annotation, molecular function: protein heterodimerization activity; DNA binding; structural constituent of chromatin. Gene Ontology annotation, biological process: nucleosome assembly. Lineage: Eukaryota; Metazoa; Arthropoda; Insecta; Hymenoptera; Cephidae. The transcript has a single exon. Gene Ontology annotation, cellular component: nucleosome. The record is from RefSeq and is a predicted model, not a curated record. Bases 99 to 410 code for a protein of 103 amino acids.